Linum trigynum is the source of this 4903-nucleotide messenger RNA. Lineage: Eukaryota; Viridiplantae; Streptophyta; Magnoliopsida; Malpighiales; Linaceae. The record is from the annotation of a GenBank genome assembly.
UGAGUAAUUGCUCGCUUGAGUUCUCUUUAGCAAAAAAUAGGGGCAAAAGUAAGAUGAUGGAACCCGGGGCUCCAGUGUGCAACACCUGUGGAGAAGCGGUCGGAUUGAAGACAAAUGGGGAGUUGUUUGUGGCUUGCCAUGAGUGUAACUUCCCAAUGUGCAGAUCUUGUGUUGAGUAUGAGGCAAAGGAAGGCCGGAAAGUAUGCUUGAGAUGUAGCUCCCCUUAUGAUGAGCAUUUACUUGAUGAUGAUGCUGACCAAAAGCCACCUGGUAGUAGUCAACCCACUAUGGCUGCUCAUCUCAGUUAUCCACAGCCUAAGGAUGUUGGGAUUCAUGCUAGGCAUGUCAGUACCGUGUCCACUAUUGACAGUGAAAUGAAUGAUGAAUCUGGGAACCCUAUAUGGAAGAACCGCGUUGAGAGUUGGAAGGAUAAGAAGAACAACAAGAAGAAAAAGGUUGCUAAAAAUAAUAAGACUGAACAAGCACCAGCUGAGAUUCCACACGAGCAGCAGAUGGAAGACAAGCAGCCUGGAGAUGCUUUAAUGCAGCAGCCACUUUCAGAAAUCGUUCCAAUGUCUCGAAACAAGCUGACACCAUACAGAGCUGUGAUCAUAAUGCGAUUGGUCAUUCUUGGCCUUUUCUUCCACUACAGAAUAAUGAAUCCUGUCGACAGUGCUUUUGGCCUUUGGCUAACUUCUGUCAUUUGUGAGAUUUGGUUUGCCUUCUCUUGGGUAUUGGAUCAGUUUCCUAAAUGGUCUCCUAUCAACAGAGUCACAUACCUCGACACCUUAUCUGCAAGGUUUGAAAGGCCGGGUGAACCUUGUGAGCUUGCUCCUGUGGACUUCUUUGUGAGCACAGUCGAUCCAUUGAAAGAACCGCCAUUGAUUACUGCCAACACGGUGCUAUCCAUCCUGGCUCUGGACUACCCAGUGGAGAAGGUCUCCUGUUAUGUAUCUGAUGAUGGUGCUGCCAUGCUCUCGUUCGAAUCUCUAGCUGAAACAUCUGAGUUUGCGAGGAAGUGGGUUCCGUUCUGCAAAAAGUAUGCGAUCGAACCAAGGGCACCUGAGUUUUAUUUUUCGCAGAAGAUUGAUUACUUGAAAGACAAGGUUCAGCCUUCUUUUGUUAAAGAACGUAGAGCUAUGAAGAGGGACUACGAAGAAUACAAAAUUAGAGUGAAUGCAAUGGUAGCCAGGGCUCAGAAAACACCUGAAGAAGGUUGGACUAUGCAAGAUGGAACGCCCUGGCCUGGAAAUAACACCAGAGACCACCCUGGAAUGGUUCAGGUCUUCCUUGGAAACACUGGAGCUCGAGACAUGGAUGGCAAUGAGCUCCCUCGUCUGAUUUAUGUCUCUAGAGAGAAAAGACCAGGCUACCAACAUCACAAAAAGGCUGGUGCUGAGAAUGCUCUCGUGAGAGUUUCUGCAGUUCUCACAAAUGCGCCCUACAUCCUCAAUCUUGAUUGUGACCACUAUGUGAACAAUAGCAAGGCAGUUAGAGAGGCAAUGUGCUUCUUAAUGGAUCCACAAGUUGGUCGAGAUGUGUGCUACGUUCAGUUCCCUCAAAGAUUCGAUGGUAUUGACAAGAGUGAUCGAUAUGCCAAUCGCAAUAUUGUCUUCUUCGAUGUAAACAUGAAAGGACUGGAUGGGAUUCAAGGACCGGUUUACGUGGGAACAGGUUGUGUUUUCAAUAGGCAAGCACUUUAUGGAUACGGACCUCCUUCGAUGCCUACCUUAACCAAGAGUUCCUCAUCGUCAUCGUGUUCAUGGUGUGGUUGCUGCUCUUGUUGCUGCCCAUCAAAGAAGAAGGCUGAGUUAGACGCAAGCGAGCUAUAUAAAGAUGCAAAAAGAGAGGAGCUCAAUGCUGCCAUAUUCAAUCUUCAUGAGAUCGAGAACUAUGAUGAGUAUGAGAGAUCAAUGCUGAUGUCCCAGAGGAGCUUUGAGAAAACUUUUGGAUUGUCGUCCGUGUUCAUCGAGUCUACAUUGAUGGAGAAUGGAGGGGUACCUGAAUCAGUUAACUCAUCGACACUCAUCAAGGAAGCCAUUCAUGUCAUCAGCUGCAGCUAUGAGGAAAAGACAGAGUGGGGCAAAGAGAUUGGCUGGAUCUACGGGUCAGUGACGGAGGACAUCCUGACCGGGUUCAAGAUGCACUGCCGUGGAUGGAGAUCAAUCUACUGCAUGCCACCGCGGCCAGCAUUCAAAGGUUCUGCACCAAUCAAUCUUUCUGACAGACUUCACCAGGUUCUGAGAUGGGCGCUUGGCUCAGUCGAAAUCUUCUUGAGCAGACAUUGUCCACUCUGGUAUGGCUUUGGAGGCGGCCGCCUCAGGUGGCUACAAAGACUUGCCUACAUCAACACCAUUGUCUACCCUUUCACUUCCCUCCCUCUAAUCGCCUAUUGCUUGAUCCCCGCCAUUUGCCUUCUCACUGGCAAAUUCAUCAUCCCAACGCUGUCGAACCUGGCGAGCGUGCUCUUCCUGGGCCUCUUCAUGUCCAUCAUCCUGACCGCGGUUCUGGAGCUGCGAUGGAGCGGGGUGAGCAUCGAGGAUCUAUGGCGCAACGAGCAAUUCUGGGUGAUCGGAGGCGUAUCCGCACAUCUCUUCGCCGUAUUCCAAGGCUUCCUGAAAAUGCUAGCCGGAAUCGACACAAACUUCACGGUCACGACCAAAGCGGCAGAGGACGCCGAGUUUGGAGAGCUCUACAUGGUGAAAUGGACGACGGUUCUCAUCCCUCCGACGACCCUCUUGAUCGUGAACAUAGUCGGGGUGGUGGCGGGGUUCUCCGACGCGUUGAACAAAGGCUACGAGGCUUGGGGGCCAUUGUUCGGGAAAGUGUUCUUCGCGUUCUGGGUUAUACUCCAUUUGUACCCAUUCUUGAAGGGUUUGAUGGGGCGACAGAACAGGACGCCGACGAUUGUGGUGCUCUGGUCGGUGCUUUUGGCGUCUGUGUUCUCGCUGGUUUGGGUGAAGAUCAAUCCUUUUGUUAACAAGGUUGAUAGCAUGGAGAUUGCGGGAACCUGCAUCUCAAUCGACUGCUGAGAGUGAUGAGUCGACCCACCUGUAAUCCUAGUGGGGAAAGGAUUUGCAUCCUUUGAUGUUGAGAGAUAUGUGUUUUUUUUUUGUUUUUGAAAGGGAGGGAUUGGGUUGGUGAAGAGCCAGAUUGGAGCACAUGGAUUGGUGCUUCUUAGGGUGUUGCUGUAAAGAAGAAAUCGAAUGGUUGUGUGUUUGUAUCAUAGUAAUGCAUAAUUCAAAAGACAGAAGAGAUUCUUGCUCUCUUUAUUCCUCUAUCUGUGUCUAUUUGUUCCCCAUUAGAUAGAUAGAACCAUUCAACCAUAUAUGAGAAUUUAUCAAAUUUUCCGAACCAAUGAACUCCAUCUAUUUAUUCUUACAAUUUACAUGCAUAACAAACUCACACUAGGGGUGGGCAUCGGUACGGUUCGGACCGGACCGCACCGCAUUUUUAUAAACCGCACCGAAUCACAUUUAUGUAAACCGCACCGCAUCUUUGACCGCGAAGUUAUCGGUGCGGUCAAACCAAACCGCAUAAAUUAACGGUUUGGUAUGGUUUAGACCGCACCGCAUUUUGACCGCAAAUGACAAGAAAAGAAGGAAGCUUGGAAAUAAAAAAAAAUGGCAAGGAUUCCCCCUCCGUUUCUGUGUACUGAUGCAAACCUGACAAAUUUAUUCAAUUGGGAACACAGAAACACCAAGUACAUACUCGAUCAUCAUGCCACCAAAAGUCCAAAAUAGAGCUGUGAAGGCAAGAGAAGUAGAAGAUGGCAGCACAAGAAGAACCAUGACUGCUCAACAACUAUUGAAUGCUCUAUUUUCUUAGUUAUCUGUUGUAGUUUUGAAAUAAUAGCAAACAAAAAAAAUGGCAGGGUUCCUCUCCACAUUGCUCUGUUUCCGGCCAUCAAAACAGAGCAUAUGCUCUGAUUUCCCCAUGCCUUGCAUCUGCUGCUUUCUUCUUGUGGAACUCUGUUUCUUGGCUAGAUCCCCUACACAUGAACCCAUUGAAUAUACUGUAAGAUGGGUGGGGAAAAACAUUAAACCAUAAUGCUUGAGAUAUAUGUCCCUCCAAGAAUGACAGGAUUCAGAUACCCUGCUGCAAACUCAAUUUAUGCCACAAAUUGCUAACUUCCAGAGUACAAAUUACUUCCAUGGUCCAACCAACAUGAUCGUGUCCAAAUUAAACCCAUGUACGGGUACCACUUAGCCUCACCCAAGAGUCAUGUAUAUUAGCUCAAGGUCUGUACUAUGUACUGUCAGAAAAGUCCAGACAACCCCCACCAAAGCAAAAAAAGCAAACAAACUACGAUGGAACACCAUUACAGCAGGGUCUUAGACAUUAUUGGAAUUAAAAACAAGGUCUUAGACAUGAAAAUGAGAUUGGCAGCAGGGCAGUGAAAGUCAUAUUAUCCCUGUUGAGUGCUUCCUUCUGGGAGGCCAACUGUCAGUACUAGCAUGCCUGCAUUACCCCUAGCUAACCAGCAUACAUGUCUUAAACCAAUCGAGAGUAGUAGCUAGCUGGCUAGUUAUCAAAUGUUAACAGCAACAAAUGUCAUACCUCUAAAUAGAUGGUAUUUAGGCCAUACACAGAGAGAGAGAGAAGGGGCAGCUCAGAAAUUGCACUAAUGAUCAGGUUCAAAUGUUACCUUAUAUGUUUGUGCUUGCCUCUACAUUAGGACUCAUACGAGGAGUAUGGAUACGAGGAAGUGGAACAUCAGAUAUACCAAUAGCCUUCAUAAUCAUGCUCAACUCUGAAAUUCAUAAGAAGACAGUUUAAUCAAUACAUAAAACGUACAUGGUACAUAAACAAUAGCUUUUUUUAGGUUACUCACCUUCAUCGAUAUUAAAUCAUCGGCCAUACCACAGAUAUUAAGUAUCGAUAUUAAAACAUCAGAUACUUA